This is a messenger RNA of Aspergillus ibericus CBS 121593, 1074 nucleotides long. RefSeq names its product zinc-binding alcohol dehydrogenase family protein. The record is from RefSeq and is a predicted model, not a curated record. The transcript has a single exon. Gene Ontology annotation, molecular function: oxidoreductase activity, acting on NAD(P)H. NCBI's taxonomy places the organism in Eukaryota, Fungi, Ascomycota, Eurotiomycetes, Eurotiales, Aspergillaceae. The coding region runs from base 1 to 1074 and encodes 357 amino acids.
AUGUCGUUCCCUCAAUCAUUCAAAGCCGCCAUUGUCCCUGAGCCCAAGGCCCAAAAUGUUAUUUCUGAUCGUACCCUCGGACCGCUAAAGGACGACGAAGUCGUGAUCGAAAUCCUCGCUACAGCUAUCAACCCAGUAGACUGGAAAAUGCGCGACUACAACGCCUUCAUCACCGAAUAUCCUGCUAUUCUAGGGUCCGAUGCCGCUGGACGAGUCGUGGCCGUGGGAUCGGCGGUCUCCGGGUUCGCUAUUGGCGACCGGGUCUUCUUCCAGGGCAUCAUCGGCACUUACGACUCCUCCACCUUCCAACAAUACUGCAAAAUGCCAGCUGCCUUGGUCGCGAAGACACCAGACAACAUUAGUGACGAGCAAGCUGCAGGGAUCAGUCUCGCGACCAUGGCUGCUGUCACUGCGUUUUACGACAAGGAAGGUUACGGGCUGAUUCCUCCUUGGGAGAAAGGGGGUACGGAGGCCGGUCGUGGCCACGCGAUCGUGAUCCUUGGUGGCGCUUCUUCUGUUGGUCAAUAUGCAAUUCAACUCGCCAGACUGUCUGGGUUUGAAAAUGUUAUCACCAAUGCGAGCAGUGCAAACUUCGACCUAUUGCGCAAGUUAGGGGCCCAUGUUGUUCUGGAUCGACACCAAGCGGAUGCGGGGUCUUUUGCGGAAGCAGUACAGGAUACGCCGCUGAUGUUUGUCUUUGAUGCUAUCUCAGUCAAGGCGACACAGAUUCUCGGUGUACAGAUUCUCCAGGCAACCAGGACAGCUAACAGCCAUGUCGUGACGGUGCAUACAGUCCAUCCAGAGACCACCGAUCAAGAGGCCGUCGCGCUUGGUCAAACCCAUGAGUUCAAAGUGGGGAUCAAGCAGGUUUUGGGUGUUGGUAGCGCCCCUCAUCUACGCUAUCUUAGUGAGCCUCUGGCGAGGAAUCUGGGCGAAUAUAUAGCUAAGGGACAAUUUAUUCCAAAUCGGACACGUGUGGUUCCCGGGGGAUUGACGGCGGUGGAACAGGCACUGUCUCUGAACAAGGAAGGGGUUUCUGGGGAGAAGGUUGUCUUUUGUCCGUCUCAGGAGUGA